Molecule: messenger RNA, 1348 nt
Organism: Beta vulgaris subsp. vulgaris (sugar beet)
Lineage: Eukaryota; Viridiplantae; Streptophyta; Magnoliopsida; Caryophyllales; Amaranthaceae
Product: transcription factor BHLH089
Exons: 6
Coding region: 337-1137 (266 amino acids)
Biological process (GO): regulation of DNA-templated transcription
Cellular component (GO): nucleus
Molecular function (GO): protein dimerization activity; DNA-binding transcription factor activity
Source: RefSeq, a predicted model, not a curated record
AAUUUCUUUUUAGUUCCCAGAAUACCUCACUCAAAAGUCACUACUUCUCUUCACAACUCCCGAGGAUUUUUUCACCAUUUUCUCUCUCCUCACUCCUCUCAACUCUCUGAAUGCUCCAUUGAAGUUUGCUCAAAAAAUUUAGUUAAUCUUCAUCUUCAAGCUACAUAUCACAAACCAUAAAGAUAAAGUACUGUAUAUUAUCAUUAUUGUUGUAUAAUAUAUAUAUAUAGUUUGAGAAGAGUAAUUUGUAUAUGUAUAUGAAUAUAUAAUUUUUAUUUCAAAGAGAAUUUAUUAUACAUAUAUAAUAAAUAAAAAAUAAGGUUUUGGGGGGAUAGAAUGGAUCCACAGACGACGCUGAUGAAUGAAACGGUGUCGUAUAACCUAUCUGAGAUCUGGCCGAUUUCGAUGAAUGGCGGCGCUAGUGAGCUCGCCGGAGCUGGGCUGGGCCUCCGGAGAAGCCCGUUUGGGCCUAAUUUGGCCCGGUUUGUUGAGGCCCGCCCGAAUCUAGAAGUUUCUGAAGAUGACGGCGGUGUAGCGAGGAAGAGGAGAGAGAAUGUUGUGGAAGAUGAUUCCACCAAGGGUGUGUGCACUGGCAAUGGCAUGAGUGAUUCUGAUGGUAAAAGGCUCAAAUCAGCAGGAUCCGGAGAUGACAAUCAGAAUCAGAAAGCUGGAGGUGAAACAAAUUCUGGAAAGGAAGCAGAACAAAACAAUAAGCCAGCAUCUGAGCCACCGAAAGAUUAUAUUCAUGUGCGAGCAAGGAGAGGUCAAGCAACUGAUAGCCAUAGCCUUGCUGAAAGGGCUAGAAGAGAAAAGAUCAGUGAAAGGAUGAGAAUUCUACAAGAUCUUGUCCCUGGAUGUAAUAAGGUGAUUGGCAAAGCACUGGUACUUGACGAGAUCAUAAAUUAUAUCCAAUCAUUACAGCGUCAAGUUGAGUUUCUCUCGAUGAAAUUAGAGGCAGUUAAUACGAGAGUCAGUCCUGGAAUUGAAGGAUUUCCCUCAAAAGAUUUUGGGCAACAAGAAUAUGAUACUUCUGGAAUGGGAUAUGGUUCACAAACUCCAAGAGAUCAAUAUGGACGCAGUUCAUCACCAGAAUGGCUACACAUGCAGAUCGGUGGCGGAUUCGAUAGACAAACGUGACAAGAGGCUGUUGCUGUUCAUCGUUCCAGCCGGAAAUAAGAUCAAAUUUAGUUAGAAGUAGUUCAUACUCCUUCAGUGACUGUAAUAUUAUACUACCAGUACCUAAUCUGGUUCAACAGAGACCUUACGUUGAUUACUGAAAAAUCAGGCGUAAAGUGUACUCUGUGUUUGUAAGAAUACUUCAUUGAAUUACACACGUCCUUCUUCAUUA